Dicentrarchus labrax (European seabass) is the source of this 1557-nucleotide messenger RNA. RefSeq lists its product as uncharacterized. The record is from RefSeq and is a predicted model, not a curated record. Lineage: Eukaryota; Metazoa; Chordata; Actinopteri; Moronidae. The transcript has 2 exons. Bases 364 to 1368 code for a protein of 334 amino acids.
UCGAAUGAACUUUUAUUUUGAAGAGACUCUUAUUUUGAAGGGCUUUUGUCUCGCCGGAAAGUUCCUGGUUCACAGGUUGUUUGGAUCAGUAGUUUGAGGAGGCUAGCUGGAUUUACACAGCUACAUUUCUGUGUUCAACUGCAUGUAUUCAACACUGUAAACGCCACAGAGGCAACGUCUUUUCACUCUGACCUUGUAAAAUGAGAGAAAGAGCCACAGUAAAGAGCAACUAAAGCUUACUACGACUCAAGUCUUCAUUUGAGAGGAAGAGUUUAGCUAGUUGUAUAGCUGCAGUUGCUACACUGCAGUGAGGACAACAUAGUGAAAAGACGUUAAAAGGCUGGCGUCGUACACCGUGCUAAGAUGGAAGCUAAACAAAGUGACAAGAUUUCUGUGGCUAGUAGAAGAAGUUCACGGUCAUCUUCAGCAUCCACUAGCUCAUUAAUACGUGCACGAGCUAAAGCAGAGGCAGCUAGAACACGUCUUGCAUUUGCUGAACAAGAAGCUAAAGCUAAAAUAGAGAGAGCUGCUAAGGAGGCAGAGCACCAAAAAGAAAAGGCUGACAGAGAAGCUACAUAUCAGCUGGAAAAAGCAAAGAAGGAUGCUGAGCUAGAAGCGCUCACUAUCCGCAGAGAGGCAGCAAUGGCUGAAGCGGAAGCAGCCGUGUGGGAAGCAGCAGACGCAACAGAAAACUACGUGCUGUUAGGCGAAGUAGGCCCAUCAGAAGAGGAUAAAAUGUUACAGACAGAAGAAUACAUUACAUCUCACUUCAACCCACAAUCAUAUAAAGGCCAUCCUUCUACCGACUCCCCAGCUCAAGCAGCCAUUAAAGCUAGCCAGUCACCAAGUCAGCCUCCUGGUGUGUACGUCCCACCAUCAGUCAAGAUAGAAAAUCAGGCUCCACAUGGAGAAUCUGACCGGCAGAGGGACUCCACAAUGAGCCACACCAACUUGAACAGGUCAUCACAGCCCUUCUAUCCCCAGAGUGCGCCAACAACUUCCCACAGCGGACCCACGACCGAACACCUGGCACAGUACCUAGCUCGUCGGGACCUGGUGAGUUCAAGUUUAUAUCAAUUUGACGAUCAGCCUGAACAUUAUCGUGCUUGGCAGUCAUCAUACAUCAGUGCCACUCAAGGGCUAGGCCUCACAGCUACUGAGGAAUUGGACUUAAUGACAAAAUGGCUUGGUAGAGAAUCCAGCAACCAUGUCAAACGUCUACGGUCAGUGUACAUAACAAACCCAUUCAUAGCACUCACGAAGGCCUGGGAACGCCUCCAGGAACGUUAUGCAGCACCUGAAAUCAUCGAAAAGGCUCUUUUGAACGGCUCGAUAAUUUCCCAAGAGUUUCAGGAAAAGAACAGGUGAAGCUACGAGAACUAGCAGACUUGUUAAUGGAAGUGCAGUGCGCCAAGGAGGAUGGCUACCUCCCAGCUCUCUCCUAUCUGGAUACUGCACGCGGCAUCGAACCUAUAGUUGCAAAACUGCCCUAUGGGCUUCAAGAAAAAUGGAUUUCAGUCGGUUCAAAGCAUAAGUAAGAAAAUAGAGGACAGUUUC